UUGCAGUGGUGGGAUGAAAGAUUCGACUUCCAGACUACCUUUUUACAGUGCUUGGCCAAACAUGUGCCAAAUAUCUACUCAGCUGAAAUGGACCCCAUGCUGGAGAAGCAAGAAGAGAUGGUCCAGGCAAUGAUACUUUACCCUCUUGAGUGCUAUUUAUUUGGGGAAGACCCAGAUACCUUCCUAGAGAAAUUACAGCAGAGUGGAACCUCGCAGCUCUGUGGGAAGGUGUUCAAAGGAGGGGAGACAACGUAUUCUUGCAGAGACUGUGCAGUUGAUCCAACAUGUGUGCUAUGCAUGGACUGCUUCCAGAACAGCAUCCACAAAAAUCAUCGGUACAAGAUGCAUAGCUCCACUGGAGGAGGAUUUUGCGAUUGUGGGGAUACGGAGGCAUGGAAGGCAGGACCAUUGUGUGCUAAACAUGAGCCUGGAGCAUCAGGGACUGCAAAAGAAAAUUCUGAAUGUCAGUUAAAUGAAGAGGUUAUGGAACACUCCAGGAGGGUGUUUCCUGCUGUGAUAAAAUACAUUGUAGAUAUGCUUAUAUGGGAAGAAGAAAAGGAACUGCCUCUGGAGCUCAGAAUCAGCAGAGAGAAGGCAGACAACUACUACUGUGUCCUUUUCAACGAUGAACACCAUUCCUAUGAUCAUGUCAUCUAUAGCUUGCAAAGGGCCCUUGGCUGUGAACUCGGUGAAGCCCAGUUGCAUACUACUGCCAUAGAUAAAGAGGGUCGUAGAGCUGUUAAAGCAGGACAUUAUGCAUCUUGUCAGGAAGCAAAGGAAGAAAUCAAGAGGCAUUCUGAAAAUGUUUCUCAACGACCACUUCAUGUAGAGGUUCUGCAUGUGGAUGUUAUGGCUCACCAGAAGUUUGCCUUGCGCCUUGGUUCGUGGCUGAAUAAACUCAUGAGCUAUUCAAGUGACUUUCGGCAGAUUUUUUGUCAGAUAUGUCUCAAAGAAGAUGCUGGGUCUGAAAAACCCUGCUUCAUAAGCAAGUUGAUACUUUGGGAUGCGAAACUUCAUAAAGGAGCAAGAAAGGUUCUUCAUGAGCUUAUUUUCAGUAGUUUCUUCAUGGAAAUGGAAUACAAAAAACUUUUUGCUGUGGAAUUUGUGAAGUACUACAAGUCUUUGCAAAAAGAAUACAUCAACGAUGAUCAUGACAGAGUUCUCUCUGUGACAGCACUCUCUGUUCAGAUGUUCACUGUGCCUACUCUGGCCCGCCACCUUAUUGAAGAGCAAAAGGUAAUCACCAUCAUUACGGAGACCCUACUAGAAGUGCUGCCAGAGUACCUGGACAAAAAUGAUAAAUUCAACUUCCAAGGUUACAGCCAGGACAAACUGAACCGGGUGUAUGCAGUAAUAUAUGACCUCAGGUAUGUCUUAAUCAGCAAGCCUACGCUGUGGACAGACCGUCUGAGGGAGCGAUUUUUAGAAGGAUUUGUUUCGUUCCUAAGGAUUCUAACUUGCAUGCAGGGAAUGGAGGAGAUAAAAAGACAGAUGGGUCAGCACAUUGAGGUGGACCCAGACUGGGAAGCAGCCAUUGCUAUACAGAUGCAGCUGAAGAAUAUUCUUUUGAUGUUCCAAGAAUGGUGUGCAUGUGAUGAGGAGCUAUUGCUGAGAGCCUAUAAAGAAUGUCACAAAGCGGUGAUGAGGUGCAGCACAAAUGGCCGCUCGCGGGAGAAGACAGUGUUCCACAUGUGUGGCCACACUCUGGAGAGCAGACCUUACAGAGUGUCUACAGAUCCUGUCAGCAUACAUUUACCUCUGUCGAGGACCCUUGCAGGUCUUCAUGUACGAUUAAGCAAGACUGGAACUAUCUCAAGAUUGCAUGAAUUUGUUUCCCCUGAAGAAUUCCAAGUGGACCUGCUAGUAGAAUAUCCUUUGCGAUGCCUUGUCUUGGUCGCACAGGUUGCAGCAGAGAUGUGGAGGAGGAAUGGGCUCUCCCUGAUAAGCCAGGUAUUCUAUUACCAAGAUGUUAAAUGCAGAGAAGAAAUGUAUGAUAAAGACAUCAUCAUGCUUCAGAUCGGUGCAUCUCUUAUGGAUCCAAAUCAUUUCCUUCUGCUGAUGCUGCAGAGAUAUGAGCUUGUUGAUGCUUUCAAGAAGAUGAAGCCCACCAAAGAUCAGGAUUUGAUCAAGCAAUAUAAUGUGUUGAUAGAAGAGAUGUUACAGAUUCUAAUCUAUGUUGUAGGAGAAAGGUAUGUGCCUGGAGUGAGUAAUGUAACAAAGGAAGAUGUUAUCAUGAGAGAAAUCAUCCAUCUGCUCUGCAUUGAACCAAUGGCUCACAGUGCGAUUACCAAGUCCUUGCCUGAAAAUGAAAACAACGAAACUGGCUUGGAGAGUGUAAUUGAUAAAGUAGCUACAUUUAAGAAACCAGGUGUAUCAGGCCAUGGAGUUUAUGAAUUGAAAGAUGAAUGUCUGAAGGAGUUCAAUAUGUUCUUUUAUCACUAUACUAAGACUCAGCACAGCAAGGCUGAGCAUACACAGAAAAAAAGAAGAAAACAAGAAAACAGAGAUGAAGCAUUGCCACCACCGCCCCCUCCAGAGUUCAGUCCUGCAUUCAGCAACGUGGUGAAGCUUCUGAACUGUGAUGUUAUGAUGCACAUACUGCGGACCAUCCUUCAGAGAGCAGUAGAGCUGGAAACCCACCUGUGGACAGAAGCCAUGAUCCAAAUGGUGCUUCAUCUCCUUUCUCUAGGAUUAUUAGAAGAGAAGCAGCAGUUACAGAAGUCUCCAGAAGAGGAAGUAACCUUUGAUUUCUAUCACAAAGCAACAAGAAUGGGAAGCUCCGCCUUGAAUGCUGUGAACGUAUUAAUGCUUCUGGAAAAAUUAAGAAGAGUUCCUCAAUUAGAAGCACAGAAGGACACAGUCAUUUGGAUCCUGCAGAUGUUUGACACAGUGAAGAGAUUGAGAGAAAAAUCAAGUUUGGCAACAGUAAUAGCUACAUCAGGCUCAGAAGUUACAAAAGGUGAUGAGGCACAGAGCACUCAAGACAAAGAGAAAGCUGAACGGAAGAGAAAAGCAGAAGCAGCCAGGUUGCAUCGUCAGAAGAUAAUGGCCCAGAUGUCUGCUCUGCAGAGGAAUUUCAUUGAAACCCACAAGCUCCUGUAUGAAAACACCCUGGAGACUCAGGGGAAAGAGGAUGCUAUCAUGGAGGAAGAAAGCAUGUCUUUGGCAAUAGAUCACUCCAAGAUUGCUUUGGGUCCCAAACGAGGUCCAUCAGUUGCUGAGAAAGAAGUUCUGACAUGUAUUCUUUGUCAGGAGGAGCAGGAAGUAAAGCUGGAAAGCGCUGCCAUGGUUUUAUCUGCCUGUGUCCAGAAAUCAACUGCCUUAACUCAAAACAGGAGCAGAAUUCUGGAGCUCUCAGGAGAUACAGUAGAUCCUCUUUUCAUGCAUCCUGACUUGCCAUGUGGAACCCACACGGGAAGCUGCGGCCACGUGAUGCAUGCGGCCUGCUGGCAGAAGUAUUUUGAAGCCAUGCAGCUGAACUUCCGACAGCGUCUGCACGUUGAACAGAUAUUUGACUUGGAGAAUGGAGAGUACCUUUGUCCGCUCUGCAAGUCUCUGUGCAAUACUGUUAUCCCUAUUGUUCCAUUACAAGCUCAAAAAAUAAACAGUGAGGACGCAGAGGCAGUAGCUCAAAUCCUGUCCCUGGCUAGGUGGCUGGAGAUUGUUACAGCUAGAAUAUCUGGCUACAGUGUGAAAAACGCUAAAGGAGAGAAACAAAGUGCUCCGGCUUUCAUCAACAAAGGAAUGGGGAACUCUGCUCUGGAAUUCCAUUCCAUCCUUAGUUUUGGAGUUCAGUCCUCAGCAAAGUACUCGAGCAGUAUCAAGGAGAUGCUAGUUCUUUUUGCCACCACCAUUUAUAGAGUUGGACUAAAAGUUGCUCCAAAUGAAGAUGACUAUCGGAUUCCUAUGAUGACUUGGAGCACGUGUGCUUUUACCAUCCAGUGCAUAGAAAACCUCUUGGAAACAGAGGCCAAGCCGCUAUUUGGAUCUCUACAAAAUAGACAGCACAGUGGCCUUAAAGCAUUAGUGCAGUUUGCAGCUGCUCAGAGAACAACAUCACCCCAGGUCCUGAUUCAGAAACAUCUGGUUCGUCUUCUGGGAGUUCUUCUACCAAACUUUAAAGUCGAAGACACUCCUUCCCUUUUAGAAGUAGAUAUGUUCCACGUUCUGGUGGGAGGUGUGUUAUCAUUUCCAUCUUUAUACUGGGAAGAUGCUGUAGACUUGCAACCUUCAGCAAUUAGUUCAGCUUAUAACCAGCUCUACCUCUUCCAUCUGACUACGCUGGCACACAUAACACAAAUUGUUCUCUCCUCAGCAACAGAAUCCCCUGCUGCUCAGUGCCACGAUAGCAGCGAGGAGGCCCGCGCGGCGCAGUCGUUCUGCAAGGAGCUUUGCCAGUACACCAGUGGUUGCUUUAGCCAGGAUAUUCCAGGCUGGCUUGUGUGGGAUUGUGUUAAAAAAGGCAUCAUGCCUUACCUUCGUUGUGCUGCUUUAUUUUUUCAUUAUUUGCUCGGAGUGUCUCCACCUGAGGAGCUACUACAAGUUUCUGAAGAAGGGCAAUUCAAGGCACUUUGUAGUUACCUCUCUCUGCCCACCAAUCUUUUCCUGCUUUUCCAGGAAUACUGGGACACUGUAAAUCCACUGCUACAGAGGUGGUGUGCUGACCCAGUGGUCCUCAGUUCUUUGAAAGGGAAGAGCAUUUCAAUAAGGUAUCCUAGGAAGAGAAAUAGCUUAAUAGAGCUUCCUGAAGACUAUAGCUGCCUCCUGAACCAAGCGUCUCAGUUUAGGUGCCCCCGGUCUUCUGAUGAUGAACAGAAGCAUCCAGUGCUGUGUUUGUUCUGUGGUGCUAUGCUGUGUUCCCAGAACACCUGCUGCCAGGAGCUGGUGAAUGGGGAGGAGUUGGGAGCCUGUACUUCCCAUGCUCUGCAGUGUGGAGCUGGGGUCUGUAUGUUUCUCAAAAUCAGGGAAUGCAAAGUUGUCCUCAUAGAGGGUAAAACCAGGGGAUGCUUGUAUCCUGCUCCCUACUUGGAUAAAUAUGGAGAAACCGAUCCAGGUUUGAAACGAGGCAAUCCCCUGCACUUGUGCCGGGAGCGGUACCGCAAGCUGCACCUGCUCUGGCAGCAGCACUGCAUCGUCGAGGAGAUCGCCAGGAGCCAGGAAACCAACCAGAUCUUCUUUGGAUUCAACUGGCAGCUGCUCUGAGCCCCCGCGCCGGCGGAGGCCUCGUGCCGUGGACAGUGCUUUGGAGAAGGAAAGAAGGUGGCAGUAAAUAACUUACUGUAAAGUGGAUUCUGUAGCUCUGUCACAUGACUGACACUUUCUCUAGCUUGGAUGUUUUACUGAUGUAUUGAAGCAGAAUCUCAUUUCGAAUGUCUUGCUUCUCUCUCCCUCCCACACUCCCACUCACCCCCCCCAAAAAAGGAGACCCCAUGUAAUUCUGAUCGCACAUUCAGUUCCAGAAGUGUUUCUGGGGUUUUUUUUUGAGGUGUUGUAAUUGUUUCACAUGCUUUGAAGAGGACAGCUUCCCAAAUCCUGCCCUUCACUGCAAAUGCCAAAUUUCUCUUGCUUCCUUGCCUUGAGAAUAUACUGAAACAAUAUGACUAAAAAAAAACAUCAAAAAAAGCGUCCUUCACUUUCUGGAUGGUUUUCCCAGGCCUCAACCUAAUCUGGUUGCAUUUUGUGGCAUAAAACUGAAGUGGAAGUGGUGUCAGGUCUGUAACAAUCUGUAGCAACAGUUGCAGCAGAUGUUUAAGUUGUGCAUAAAAAGACUGCACUCUGCUAUAUCCUAGCAUUUAAUGAAGUGUUUUCAUUAGCAUAAACCCUUUAAGGAAGCGGGGGGAAGAAGUGCAUGGGGAAACUGUCAUCUUGCUUGCUGCAGCAAAAAAUAAAGUCUGUGCUUGUUGCAUUGCCAGAAAUGCACUUUAUCUGAUUAAUUUGUCCUCUGUUAACGUUCUGUGUCCUAAAAGAUCUAGAACUGUUUGGUUAGGUUGUGGUUAGUUUUACUGCUACAGUUUCUCCCCUGUGACAGCCGAACACGAAAAUACUGGCACGUGCUUUUAGUGUCGCUCUGCAAGUUCUGCAAGACCCAGGGACUUCAGUGAAACCAGAGAUCUUUCAAAGCCGUCACUGGACUAAAAUCAAGGCCCCAAAAUAGCAGCUUCUAGAAUAUUAUUAUUAUUUUAGAAAUAAGCUCGUGUGCCCGUGUUUAAGGGCCUUUCCGCUCUUCACCCUGUGUGAUGAUUGUUUCGAGCGCUGCCUGCGCUCUGGGGGUAGCGGCCGGUGGUUCAGGGCCAGGUAGCGCAGAGGGAGGUGGCAGCAGGGCGGGACGUGGCCGAGGUCACCUCUGCCCCGCGGUAGUCUGUAGCACGUCGUGAUCGAGCUCUCCUUUACUGGCAGGUGACUGCACUUCAGUUCUAUGUUUUGCUGCUCUGUUUUCUGAUCUUCAGCCAUAAAUACACUAGGGAGCUGUAAUGUGACAGGCAAAAACACUUAUUGAGGAAAACCCAUUUCUGUGUACAAGUCUGAUGUCAUUAGCAGUAUUCUGAACUUCCCUGCCAUUGGAUUUUUGUGUCAUUUUAAUAGAAUUUGCAAGAGGAGAUUUUUGGAAGAAUUUAAUGAGUUACUGUCUGAGAAUACGUUUGUGAAUGAUGAAUUUUUUUCCCCUUUCCCUACGGGCUGUAUGAGUAAAAUCUCAUGGCUGUUGUUAUUUCAAAUAAUGAUUUUUGGUUUAAAUGCAGUAGCUAUUCUUCUACUUUCUUAAUAUCUUUAGAGCACAUAUGAAUGUGCUGAACAACAGAUGUAAUUUAAUUAAAAAGGAGUAGACUCAAGUGUUGCUUGGGUUUAAAAUACUCUUACAAUUUUUGCUCUACUCCUUCUUUGGCAAUAUAAAUAGUUACCAUUGUUGUAUUUUUUUCUGCUCUUUUCUUGCAAAUAAGACAUCUCUCCCUAUUUUGAUUCUUUGAGAUUUUUAAACAUGAAUAUAAAACUCUUAAAAGAUUAAUUCUCUUAAUAUUAUCUAAAAUGCAUUUGAAACAAUGAAUCUAGAAAAAACUUGUUCAUAAACAUGCAGGCAAUGGAGGUUUCGAAGGUCAUCACCUCUUAUUGACAAAGACACUGUAUUCAGGCUAACAAACCUCCGCCUCAUUUGUACCCCAGCUCUCUUCACUUACUGUUUCCCUCUGAAGUUUAACUAUUCAUUUAUCAAAAACUUCCACCUACCUUGCA
This is a messenger RNA of Nothoprocta perdicaria, 7224 nucleotides long. RefSeq names its product ubiquitin protein ligase E3 component n-recognin 1 (gene UBR1). The transcript has 46 exons. Gene Ontology annotation, cellular component: cytoplasm; ubiquitin ligase complex. Gene Ontology annotation, biological process: ubiquitin-dependent protein catabolic process via the N-end rule pathway; protein ubiquitination. Gene Ontology annotation, molecular function: ubiquitin protein ligase activity; zinc ion binding. NCBI's taxonomy places the organism in Eukaryota, Metazoa, Chordata, Aves, Tinamiformes, Tinamidae. The coding region runs from base 88 to 5202 and encodes 1704 amino acids. The record is from RefSeq and is a predicted model, not a curated record.